This is a messenger RNA of Mercenaria mercenaria, 2220 nucleotides long. Its product is annotated as alpha-1,3-mannosyl-glycoprotein 4-beta-N-acetylglucosaminyltransferase C-like. Gene Ontology annotation, molecular function: acetylglucosaminyltransferase activity. The record is from RefSeq and is a predicted model, not a curated record. Bases 494 to 1978 code for a protein of 494 amino acids. The transcript has 5 exons. Lineage: Eukaryota; Metazoa; Mollusca; Bivalvia; Venerida; Veneridae. Gene Ontology annotation, biological process: protein N-linked glycosylation.
AAUAUGGUUGUUGUAUCACCACAUUGAUAAAUAUGUAAUGUUCACCGACCUUUUAGAUAACGUAUAGUACAUUGUCCUUCAGGAAUAUGAAACACAAAAACAGUGAGUUGUACUUAUAUGAAAAUGUCGAUUUACGUCCACUUGAAAUAUGACUCUUAACAUCCGGUAUCACUAAUUAAAUUAGUAAUAAUCUUUAAAAUGGAUCAGACUUAUUCAGUUUAAACAAGUGGAUCAAAAAGUGCAGUGAGGAUAAUAUCGUAUAAAUAGCUUCCAAGACUACUAAAUUAUUUUCGUAUUAUUUGUGUGUUUAUAGUUUAAUACGCGCGAUAAGUUUUAUCAGUUUGUCAAUAAUACUCAACAUGUGUGAUUGUUCAUUUCUAGACUUUAAACAUGAGGUUUGAAUGGGGUCCGUGAAAUGGAUUGAAGACAUUGUUAGAUAAUAAUUUGUGUAGAAGUUCAAUGUUUUCGAUUUGGAUUGCAAACAAAAGACAGUAUGUUUGUUUCGAGAAAUUGUGGGAAAAUAUAUGUUAACGUUGUGGUCAAACUCUUAUUAUCUACAUUCCUAUUUGUGUUCAUGGUUCAGCUGACAUAUCUUCAUACUUACAGAGUGGAAGAAAAUCGGUCGGAUCACACACAACAACUCACACGAAGUCCAAACAAUGAGGAUCUCACGGACUCAAUUGAACCAGAGCCGCAUGUUCAACGUGAUAAUACACCACCGUUAAAGUACUUUCCAGAUUUGUUCUUCAAGCCUCCACACCAGCCACUUUUAUACGGAAAACCAAGAAGGAAGAAAGGAUAUUUGACCAUUGGAAUACCAUCUGUCCAACGACCAAACACAGAGAGAAUAUAUCUGUACGAUACUCUGGAUUCUAUACUCGAAAAGAUGCCUGAGAAUGAACAUCAGCAAAUCACAUUAGUAGUCAUGGUCUCUGAUGCCAACAAAACAUAUAAUAAUGAAUUAUCUACAAGUGUAUAUAAAAGAUAUAAAGCGUUUUGUGAUCAUGGAAUUAUCCAUGUUAUCAACACGGUUGAUUGUAUAUAUCCUGAUUUAGAUAAUGUCAAACGAACGUUUAAUGAUUCUCAGGCGAGAUUAAAGUGGCGAGCGAAACAAAAUAUAGACUUUGCAUUUAUGAUGCUAUACAGCAGAAAUGUAUCUGAGUUUUAUAUUCAGCUGGAGGAUGACGUCAUCGUGGCUACAGAUUUUAUACAAGAUAUUCGAAAUGUUAUCGCGAGUACAUCCCAGACUUGGUUUCUUUUAGAAUUUUCUCGUUUAGGUUUUAUAGGCAAAUUAUUCCGGUCUUCUGAUUUGGAAUUCGUUUCAAUGUUUCUUUUAAAACAUUAUGAUCUCGCUCCGUGUGAUCUACUCCUAGGAACAAUUAGACUUGAAAAGGGACAAAAGAAACCUAUUCAUACAAAUAAUAGUCUGUUUCAACAUAUAGGUAAAUUUUCAUCUUUGAAGAACAAAUUAAUGCCUUCCGUAGAUAAUACCUUUAAAGAUGUUUCACAAAUUGACUUGUAUGAAGAUUUACCUUUAGGCGAUAAUCCGCCAGCACAAAUCAACACAUCAAUGAUAAUCUUCGAUGGUCAUAUCCCCAACCAUGCAUACGACAAUAACAAAACUACAUAUUUUUGGGCAAAAACACCAAGGAAAAGAGACCAUUUUACAUUGACUUUUGAAAAACCCUGCAACUUUUCUAGAAUAAUCAUAACUUCAGGAGAACGUGGAACAAAAAAAGAUUCGUUCCUAGCCUCGGCUUUGCUUUAUUCAGUGUCAACCCCGCUAGAGGCGUCUGACAGAAAACAUGCAUGUGUUAAUAAAUUUUUGAAACUUGUAAGUCUGGUGGAUGGUGAAAUUGAUACCAAAGCUACAGGAACAUCUAUUCCAAGUAACAUUAAAUGCUUAAGAAUUUCGGCGACAAAAGUUAUUAAAAAUUGGAUUAUUAUAAGAGAUAUUCAAUUGUUCUUGAAGAAAUAGAAUAUUUAUGAUCAGAGAUAUCACAUAUUGUAAAUAUGGGCAAUACCUCAGGGAUGCUAUAUGUUAUAAAGGGCUGUAAUAUUUUUCACAUUUUUUAAAACAGAAAUUGUAUGCAUUAUAUUGUAUUUGAUAAUUUCAGACACUAAUUUUAUCCAGUUUGAACAGUUUGAAAUAUUCUGUUAUUUUGUUUUAUAUAAAUCAAGGCCUACAAAAGCACAUUGAUAAAUACAUUUAUUUCGCUA